GAAUCUUCUCUGAUGAACGGAGAAAAGUAGAAAACCCUAAUAGAAGAGUUCUGCAAUUCCCAAUUUGUCCCUGAUAUAUUCAGAUCAUUUACUUAUAUUUAUUGGGAGCUUCUAGCAUUUUCCAGUUCUGCACGCUGUAUAAAACAUCUUCAAAUCAACGUUAUCGACCUGCGCUUCACGUUCGCCUUCUUCACUUCUUUGGUUAACGCAAUGGCUGAAGACUUGGCAUUGGAUUUGGAAGAACUUCGUCACUUGCAGAGCAUCGCAAAACGGCCCAGAAUCAUCUCUCUCCUCUAUUCCGAGAUUAACAACUUGGAAAAGUUAUCAAAGGAGACACCUUCUGUGCCGCCGCCACAGAUUCCAGCUCCAGUUUCAAGUGGAACUAAGGUGCCAUCCGUUCCAGCGCUCAAGUAUGCAACGCUUAGUUCAUUCAGUUGGGAUCAAGAUAAUGACAAAGUCAAGAUAUAUGUAUCUCUGGAGGGAGUUGAGGAGAAUAAGAUAGAGACCGAUUUCAAGCCAAUGUCCUUUGAUGUGAAAUUCCAUGAUAUCCAGGGCAAGAACUACCGAUGUGCCAUACCAAAACUGCACAGUGAGAUAGUACCUGAGAAAUGCAAAGUGUUGGUGAAGCCUACAAGGGUGAUCAUCACAUUGGUCAAGGCUUCCAAAGGAAACUGGCUAGAUCUUCACUUCAAAGAAGACAAGUUGAAACCUAAAAUGGAUAAAGAGAAGGACCCUAUGGCUGGAAUCAUGGACUUGAUGAAGAACAUGUAUGAGGAAGGAGAUGAAGAAAUGAAGAGAACAAUUGCAAAAGCAUGGACCGAUGCAAGAUCUGGAAAAACAGCUGACCCCCUAAAGGGUUUCAAUUGAGGGAGAGAAGACGCAUGUAAUUCUUCUUGUGUUAUUCCUGUCUGUAGAGAAUGGCUUGAUUUCCUUCAUUCUACUUCAAGUCUCCUAUAGGAAAUCGUAUGUUGGGUGGCAGGAGAAAAGGAAAAAGAAAAAAAUGGAAAAAUAUGUUAUGUCAUGAUUAUUGGGCUCUUGCUUGAUGGCAUCUGUAGGCCGUAGAUGGGACGUUUACCUUGUUUUUGUGUUCAAGAACGAUAUCUUUCUGUUUUAUUACUCCGUCUUUCUUCUUCGGUUA
Prosopis cineraria is the source of this 1138-nucleotide messenger RNA. RefSeq lists its product as uncharacterized. NCBI's taxonomy places the organism in Eukaryota, Viridiplantae, Streptophyta, Magnoliopsida, Fabales, Fabaceae. The record is from RefSeq and is a predicted model, not a curated record. Bases 211 to 867 code for a protein of 218 amino acids. The transcript has 5 exons. Gene Ontology annotation, molecular function: tubulin binding; S100 protein binding; ubiquitin protein ligase binding.